AUGACUAGAAAACAUAUUAUUGAAACAGACAAAGACAAAAUUGUUAAAGUAAUCAAUGACUUGGAUGAAAAAAUGAAAGAUGCUAUACAAGAGGCAUAUGAAUUUGUCAAUGUUAAAUUUGGAUCGAUUUUUAGCUCAUUACAUCCAGGAGCAUCUGCAAAAUUAGUUCCUUAUGAUGGACGUUCUAUUUUCAAUGGAAUAGAAGCACGAGUCAGAUUAGGAGAUAUGUGGAAAGAGUCAUUAAUAGAAUUGUCUGGUGGACAAAAGUCAUUAUUAGCACUGUCACUUAUUCUUGCUAUUUUAUUGUACAAACCAUCACCACUUUAUAUUCUUGAUGAAGUUGAUGCUGCUUUGGAUGUAUCUAAUACACAAAAUUUUGGAGGUAUGUUGAGAGAACAUUUUAAAGCAUCACAAUUUAUUGUUGUAUCGUUAAAAUCUGGAAUGUUUGAUAAUGCUAACAUUUUGUUUAAUACCAAAGUUAUCAACAACAUCAGUAGUGUUACUAGAACAAUUGGAACAGCACUAAAACAUAAAAAGAACAAAGAAAUGGAAGAAGGGGAUUGA
Messenger RNA from Entamoeba histolytica HM-1:IMSS, 564 nucleotides. RefSeq lists its product as uncharacterized. The record is from RefSeq and is a predicted model, not a curated record. Bases 1 to 564 code for a protein of 187 amino acids. The transcript has a single exon. Lineage: Eukaryota; Evosea; Mastigamoebida; Endamoebidae.